Messenger RNA from Telopea speciosissima, 4075 nucleotides. RefSeq names its product probable manganese-transporting ATPase PDR2. The transcript has 23 exons. Lineage: Eukaryota; Viridiplantae; Streptophyta; Magnoliopsida; Proteales; Proteaceae. The coding region runs from base 152 to 3715 and encodes 1187 amino acids. Gene Ontology annotation, molecular function: ATP hydrolysis activity; P-type ion transporter activity; ATP binding. The record is from RefSeq and is a predicted model, not a curated record. Gene Ontology annotation, cellular component: endoplasmic reticulum membrane. Gene Ontology annotation, biological process: intracellular calcium ion homeostasis.
AGUCACUGGAGAUCGAUUUUUUCCUUUUACGUGGCUUUCCAAUUGAUCGAAAUUAUCCAUGCUCCAACCCAACUUGAUCAUCUUCUCAGUUGAACUCAUUGCCUAAUCUGAGCUAUUCACAAAUUGAGUUUUUUCAUUGAAGAUCUGGCAAAUGUUUGCUGGGGGAGAGAUGUCAAGGAUCCAUAUUGAUGGGAAAGUAGUGGAGUGGGUUGACUUGCUGAAGAAGAGACACGGGCUAUGGCGUUUGGAUGUGUGGCCAUUUGCCAUUCUUUAUGCUUGUUGGCUUCUUACCGUCGUUCCUAGCAUAGAUUUCGGAGAUGCUGUGAUAGUUUUUGGUGGGCUGGUCGCUAUUCAUAUUUUGGUGUUGCUUUUCACGGCUUGGUCGGUGGAUUUUAGAUGUUUUGUCCAGUACAGCAAGGUGAAAGAUAUUUACCAUGCAGAUGCAUGCAAAAUAAUUCCAUCAAAGUUCUCUGGUUCUAAAGAAGUUGUGCCACUUCAUUUUCGUAGAACAUUGUCAGGUUCAUCAUCAACUCCUUUGGAUGCGGAAGAAAUUUAUUUUGAUUUCAGAAAGCAAUGCUUCAUUUUUUCAAAGGAGAGGGAGACCUUUUGCAAGCUUCCUUACCCUUCAAAAGAAACAUUUCGAUACUACCUCAAAAGUACAGGCUAUGGGUCAGAAGCUAAAGCGGCUGCAGCCACUGAGAAGUGGGGUCGGAAUGUAUUUGAAUACCCACAGCCCACGUUCCGGAAGUUAAUGAAAGAACACUGCAUGGAGCCUUUUUUUGUGUUUCAGGUCUUCUGUGUGGGUCUCUGGUGUUUAGAUGAAUAUUGGUAUUACAGUUUGUUUACCUUGUUCAUGCUAUUCCUGUUUGAAUCAACAAUGGCAAAAGCUCGGUUGAAGACACUAACUGAGCUUAGGCGUGUGAGAGUGGAUGCGCAGACCUUAAUGGUGCAUCGCUGUGGAAGGUGGGUGGAGCUCCCUGGAACAGAACUUCUUCCCGGAGAUGUUGUGUCAAUUGGGCGCUCUUCUGGUCAGAAUGGUGAAGAUAAAUCUGUUCCAGCAGACAUGCUUAUAUUAGCUGGAAGUGCGAUUGUGAAUGAAGCUAUUCUAACCGGCGAGUCUACUCCUCAGUGGAAGGUUUCAAUUUUGGGUAGGGGAUUUGAGGAGAAGUUAUCAAUUAAGCGAGAUAAAAGCCAUAUGCUUUUUGGUGGCACAAAGAUAUUGCAGCAUACUCCAGAUAAGUCCUCUCAUCUAAAAACUCCUAAUGGAGGAUGCUUGGCCAUUGUGCUACGAACUGGGUUUGAGACUAGCCAAGGCAAACUAAUGCGGACAAUAUUAUUUUCUACUGAAAGGGUUACAGCUAAUAGCUGGGAAAGUGGGUUGUUCAUUUUGUUCCUAGUUAUAUUUGCAAUCAUUGCUGCUGGUUAUGUACUUAAGAAGGGGUUAGAAGAUCCAACAAGGAGCAGAUACAAGCUUUUCCUGAGUUGUUCCUUGAUUGUUACCUCUGUCAUCCCACCUGAGUUGCCAAUGGAGCUAUCAAUAGCUGUUAAUACAUCUUUAAUUGCGUUAGCACGACGUGGGAUAUUCUGCACGGAACCAUUUCGAAUUCCCUUUGCUGGGAAGGUUGAUAUUUGUUGUUUUGACAAGACAGGAACUCUCACAUCAGAUGACAUGGAGUUCCGUGGAGUAGAUGGACUUACAGACAGUAUGGAUUUACAGUCAGAUAUGACUAAUGUGCCCGUUAGGACAGUGGAAAUUCUUGCUGCUUGUCAUGCCUUGGUGUUUGUUGACUACAAACUGGUUGGCGAUCCUCUUGAAAAGGCAGCGCUUAAAGGUGUAGAUUGGUCUUAUACGUCUGAUGAGAAGGCUAUGCCCAAAAAGGGGGGUGGCCAAGCUGUGCAGAUUAUUCAAAGACAUCAUUUUUCUUCUUACUUGAAAAGAAUGUCAGUUGUUGUUCGUGUUCAGGAGGAAUUUUUUGCUUUUGUGAAGGGUGCCCCAGAAACUAUCCAGGACAGGCUAACUGAUUUGCCAUCAUCGUAUGUCGAUACCUACAAGAAAUAUACACGUCAGGGAUCUCGAGUCUUGGCCCUUGCAUACAAGCAUCUUCCAGAUAUGGCGGUUAGUGAAGCUAGAAGCUUGGAAAGAGAUUUAGUGGAGAAUGAUCUUACUUUUGCUGGCUUUGCAGUUUUUAACUGUCCUAUUAGAGCAGACUCAGCUUCUGUUUUGUCUGAAUUGAGAGGAUCUUCACACGACUUGGUGAUGAUUACUGGUGAUCAAGCUUUGACAGCUUGCCAUGUUGCUAGCCAAGUUAAUAUUAUUUCAAAAUCAACACUGAUUUUAAGUCCAGCAAGGAAUGGAGAUGGUUUUGAAUGGGUUUCACCCGAUGAAACUGAUAUCAUUCCCUAUUGUGAGAAAGAGGUGGAAGCUUUGUCAUGCUCCUAUGAUCUCUGUAUUGGAGGAAACUGCUUUGAAAUGUUACAGCAGACUAAUUCUAUUCUCCAAGUCAUCCCAUAUGCGAAGGUUUUUGCAAGGGUUGCUCCUGAACAGAAGGAACUUAUCAUGACUGCUUUUAAAACUGUGGGAAGGAUGACAUUGAUGUGCGGAGAUGGAACCAAUGAUGUUGGAGCUCUGAAGCAGGCCCAUGUAGGAGUUGCUUUACUCAAUGCAGUGCAGCCAGCUCAAUCUGGAGAUCCGUCAUCCUCACAAUCAUCUAAAUCCAAAACAAUGCCAGCCAAGUCAAAGAAAUCAAAGUCUGGCUCAGAGUUAAAUGGAGAUAGCAAAAGUAUCUCCACGUUGGACCCUAGUGCUCCAGGAAGUAAUCGCCAUAUUACAGCUGCUGAGAAGCAGAGGCAGAAAUUGAAGCAGCUCAUGGAUGAGAUGAAUGAGGAGGGUGAUGGUCGUGCCCCACCUAUUGUCAAGCUUGGUGAUGCAUCUAUGGCAUCACCCUUCACCGCAAAACAUGCAUCUGUUGCCCCCACCAUAGAUAUAAUCCGUCAGGGCCGCAGUACAUUGGUAACCACCCUCCAGAUGUUCAAGAUCCUUGGCCUCAACUGCCUUGCAACAGCAUAUGUGCUCAGUGUAAUGUACCUGGAUGGUGUCAAGCUUGGUGACAUGCAGGCCACAAUUAGUGGAAUCUUCACAGCCGCCUUUUUCCUCUUUAUUUCUCAUGCCCGCCCCCUUACUACGCUCUCAGCUGCCCGGCCCCACCCAAACAUCUUUUGUGCAUAUGUCUUUCUUUCCCUCCUGGGUCAAUUUGCAGUUCACAUCCUUUUCUUGAUUUCUGCUGUCAAUGAAGCUAGCAAGUACAUGCCAGAGGAAUGCAUAGAACCAGACUCAGACUUCCACCCCAACCUGGUGAAUACUGUCUCGUACAUGGUGAACAUGAUGAUCCAGACUGCCACCUUUGCUGUCAACUACAUGGGCCAUCCAUUCAACCAGAGCAUCCCUGAGAACAAACCAUUCUUUUAUGCUCUGUUGGCUGCUGGUGGGUUUUUCACUCUCAUCACUUCAGAUCUGUUGAGGAACUUGAAUGAUUGGAUGAAGCUGGUGCCACUUCCGGAGGCGUUACGAGGAAAGCUUUUAAUUUGGGCAUUGCUAAUGUUCUCAACCUGCUACAUUUGGGAGAGAUUGUUGAGGUGGGCUUUCCCUGGCAGAAUGCCAGCAUGGAAGAAGCGGCAACAGGAAGCAGCAGCUACCCUACAGAAGAAGCACUUGUGAUUGCAAAGCAUAGAGGACAGUCCAGUGGCAGUGAGCUCUGCUGAUAUGUUGCCAUUACAGAGAAGUGGCAAAUGGGCACAAGAUGACAGAAAAUAGCAACACUGGCGAUUCGUCUCCGCUAACCAUGCCACCUGCGAUUUUGAUCCGUAAUGAUGGACAAUAGACUCUGCUUAACUUAAGGGUUACCUUUCAGUCAUUAUUAUUGCUAUUCUUUUCAUGGGAAUUUCUAUCCCUUUUGGUUUCUCCCUCAGUGAAUUGCUGAGAACUAUCAACAUUCUGUAAUAUCAUACAAACUAGGUAAAGGUGUAAAAUUCAGGGUUAACGGCAAUGAACAGUUAAUAUGAGGUUUUAGUUUUGAGA